AUGGGUAAAGCCGAGGCUGGGUCGCUCAAGGCGAUCUCUAAUGCCAUCAAGGCAAAGGGCCUGACAAAGCUACGCUUCUACUGCCAGAUCUGUCAGAAAGCAUGCCGCGACGAGAAUGGGUACCGCAGUCACCUCGAGUCGGAAGCACACUUCCGGCAGAUGGAUGCUAUCGCAUCGUCUGGUGGCGCUCAGAAAGUCAUCGAUGACUUUAGUGCCACUUUCCAAAAGGAGUUCGUUCAGCUGCUCAACCGACGCUUUGGUACCCGUAGAAUUCGUGCCAACCAGGUCUACCAAGAGUACAUUGCGGAUCGCCAUCACACACAUAUGAACGCAACCCAAUGGACAAGCCUGUCCGAAUUCGUCAAGCAUCUCGGCAGGGAGGGUAUCGUGCAAGCUGAGGAUACCGACCAAGGUUGGUACAUCACAUGGAUUGACAAUUCCCCUGCAGCUUUGGCACGCCAAGAUGCACUGCAGAAGAUGGAGCGCGCCAAGAUGGACGACGAGCAGCGACAACGUCGACUGCUUCAAGAGCAGAUCGAAAGGGCAUCACAAGCGACCUUGUCCGGUCCGGUAAAGGAAAAUCAAAAAGACACGCAAUCGACAACAGACAAGACCCCUGAGGGCCUGCAGAGGACCAGUGAUGCCCCGAUACGCAUAGGCUUAUCUCUCGGCGGCGUUGCUCGAAAGCCAGACAAAGAAUCCGACAGCACUCAGACUACCAGCAUGAAUAGCUCUGCAUCUGUGCCACUGACAAAGUCGGCGCCCACUUCCUCCGCUCCAGCUGCUUUCAAGAUGGGCUUCAACGUGCUCAAAUCUACUUCGAAGCCAGCCAAUCCGCUCAAACAGGCCGACUCGAUGCGUUCAACAAGCGAUUCCAGCAAAAGCAAAGGCCAGUCCAGCAGCUCAACUAGCAAAGCCAAGCCACCAAGCAGUAUGACCAUGGCCGAGAAGAUCAUGCACGAGGAGCUGGAGCGCAAGAAAAGGAAGGCCAACUCCUCUUCGGGCCGGUCUGCUGGCCCGCAGAUGCAGCAAGGCGUCAAACGGAGCCGAUUUUGA
Molecule: messenger RNA, 1056 nt
Organism: Ustilago hordei
Lineage: Eukaryota; Fungi; Basidiomycota; Ustilaginomycetes; Ustilaginales; Ustilaginaceae
Exons: 1
Coding region: 1-1056 (351 amino acids)
Biological process (GO): DNA damage response; DNA replication
Cellular component (GO): nucleus
Molecular function (GO): double-stranded DNA binding
Source: RefSeq, a predicted model, not a curated record